AUGAACCGCUACGGUGACUAUCAAGGCCGUGCGUCAGGUAGCGGCUAUGCCAGCGGUGGAAGUUAUUCCGCGGGAGGGUCUAGCUACGGAUAUGGCGGCGGUCGAGGCGGCAGUUACUAUAGUGGGGGUCGCUCGGGGUCUGGUUAUGGUGGUUCUGGUUAUAGUGGUUCGAGUUACGGAGGUUCUGGGUACGGUGCAGGAGCGGUUCCGGCCGCUCCGGUGUCUGCUGGACCGGACACGACACCUUUCAAGAAAAACUUUUACAAGAUCUCGCCAGCUACAGAGGCAUUGACACCGGACCAAGUGGAUUCAUUCCGACGGGAGCACGAAAUGCGCGUUGUAGGUGCUGAAGUGAAGCCAGUGCUGGGCUUCGAAGAUGCGGGGUUCCCGGAGGAGUAUAACGACAGGUUGUAUCGAGCGGGUUUCAAGCAACCGUCUCCCAUCCAGUCGCAAGCGUGGCCAAUUUUGUUGUCAGGCCACGACAUGAUCGGGAUUGCCGAGACCGGUAGUGGCAAGACGUUGGCCUUCCUGAUGCCUGCGGUGGUGCACAUUCUGGACCAGCCACGCGUCAGCUACGACCAAGGUCCUAUUGCGUUAGUGCUAGCGCCCACGCGUGAGUUGGUGGAACAGAUCAAGGAGGAGGCCAUCAAGUUCACUUGCCGAAUGCGAGUGGCUGUGGCAUACGGCGGCGUGGCUAAGCGGAUGCAAAUGAACGCCCUCCGCGGCGGCGUCGAAAUCUUGGUCGCGUGUCCCGGUCGUCUCAUUGACUUUAUGGAACGAGGCACUGUGAGUCUAAGGCGCGUUACCUACCUCGUACUGGACGAAGCUGACCGUAUGUUGGACAUGGGUUUCGAACCGCAGAUCCGGAAAAUUGUUACCGACAUCCGACCCGACCGGCAAACGCUAAUGUUUUCAGCUACGUGGCCCAAGGAAGUCCAGGGUCUUGCACGCGACCUAUGUAGGGAGGAUCCUGUCCAAGUUACCAUCGGCUCUUCCGAGCUCAAGGCGUCCCACAAUGUUGAGCAGAACGUCUAUGUGGUCACUGAGGAGGAAAAGAAGACGCGACUGUUCGACCUUAUUAACCAGGCGCGCGAAAAGGAGCCGGGCGCACGCAUUAUUAUUUUCACCGAGACGAAGCGCGCGUGCGACGUUCUAACGCGCGAAAUGCGCGCCAAGGGCUAUCAGGCGCUCUGUAUCCACGGUGACAAGGAGCAGGAAGAACGACGGUACGUGCUGGAGGAAUUCCGGUCCGGUAAACACCCAAUCAUGGUUGCCACUGACGUCGCUUCUCGAGGACUCGACGUCAAGGAUGUCCGUAUCGUCGUCAACUACGAUAUGCCCGGCCAGGUCGAAGACUACGUGCACCGGAUAGGACGUACGGGCCGCGCCGGCGCUACGGGAACCAGCUACUCGUUCUUGACCGAUAAGAACAGAGGACUCGCUCGGGACCUGAUCAAGAUCCUAGAAGAAGCCAAGCAAACCGUACCAGCGGAGCUACAGUCCAUGGCUUACUCAAGCCGAGGCGGAGGAGGACCGUCCCGAUUCGGCGGCGGGAGACGCUACGGCAACGGCGGCGGAAACCGUGGCUACGGCAACAGCGGCGGAAACCGAGGCUACGGAGGUGGCUAUGGCGGGGCUGGCGGCAACUACGGUGCGGCGCCCCCCAGCUCCGGAUACUACUAG
This is a messenger RNA of Gregarina niphandrodes, 1683 nucleotides long. RefSeq names its product DEAD-box RNA helicase. Gene Ontology annotation, molecular function: RNA binding; ATP binding; RNA helicase activity. The transcript has a single exon. NCBI's taxonomy places the organism in Eukaryota, Apicomplexa, Conoidasida, Eugregarinorida, Gregarinidae. Gene Ontology annotation, cellular component: ribonucleoprotein complex; nucleus; cytoplasm. The record is from RefSeq and is a predicted model, not a curated record. The coding region runs from base 1 to 1683 and encodes 560 amino acids.